This is a messenger RNA of Solenopsis invicta (red fire ant), 1219 nucleotides long. Its product is annotated as nucleoporin Nup43. The coding region runs from base 101 to 1138 and encodes 345 amino acids. The record is from RefSeq and is a predicted model, not a curated record. Gene Ontology annotation, cellular component: nuclear pore outer ring. The transcript has 7 exons. Lineage: Eukaryota; Metazoa; Arthropoda; Insecta; Hymenoptera; Formicidae. Gene Ontology annotation, molecular function: protein binding.
UAAUAUUUAAGCGGAACUAGCGGGACUGUGGCUAGCGUCCCACCAUUGUGAUAGUUGGCACUUCCUUCCCGGUUGAAUUCGCAUUGAUUUUUAUCAAAAAAUGGGAGAAAAUGUGCAAGGGACGUUUGUGUCUGAGAAAAUUUCCAAAAUAAGAUGGCAAUAUGAAAAUUUUACGGAAGCGAAGAAUUUUUUAACCGGUAGUUGGGAUAACCCGAUAAAUAAAAUAACAUACUGGACAUUUAAAACGAAUUAUGACGAAGAGUCAUACCCUGUAGUCUUGUCGUCAUAUUCAUUUCUUGGGGAUGUAACUGAACUGAAGUUUAUCAGUAAAGAUUUCUUUGUCGCUGCCUCAUCUUUAGGAUCAAUAAGAUUACUGCAAAUUGAUGAGGAUACCUGUACUGAAUUUAAGGAACAUAUGUCAUGGGAGUUUAUACAUAAUUUUAAAACAACAGAUUAUGCCUCUUGCACUGCAUUGUCUACUUUUGAACAAGACAUAGCUUCAGUGGGAGAGGAUGGGAAGCUUAAUCUUCUCACAGCUGCAGAAAAGAAACCAGUUAGGGUUAUUGAAAACGCUGAUAGUUGCUCUAUAUAUUGCGCCGACUUCUUAAAACACAAUGAAGUACUCACGGGAAAUUCCAGAGGGCAUAUGAAAGUUUGGGAUCUGAGAAAUGAUCGAGAUGUGCCCGCCACUACUUUCAUGCUCUCUGAUCAAAUUAAAACAGCAACUACGAGUAUUACCCAUCAUCCUACACAAAGGCAUAUUGUGGUCGCCGGUGGAGAAGACGGCAGUUUAACUGUCUGGGAUUUAAGGCAGAAUACUUAUCCGAUGUCACAACUCAAUGCGCACACCAAGGCCGUUAGCGAGAUAUUAUUCCAUCAAGACAGACCUGACAAUCUGUUUACUUGUUCUGUUAGCGGAGAGUUGUGGCAUUGGAACAAUGCACAAAGUUCGAAACUAAAACUUGAUUCUGCAGACAUGCAUUGGUUGAAUACAAUUAGUGCAAAUGGAAAAGUUAAUGUGAAUUCACUGUGUGCUGCUAUGCACAAACCAAUAAACAGUAUUGAUAUCAACAGAUCGACAUUACUUUUUGGAUGUGACAAUGAAGCUAUAUAUAUUAUAAGAAAUGUACUUAUUUAACAGAGUAAAAUGUGUAUAUAUACAUUAUUUUUGUAACUUUAUUAAACUUAUAAAAUAAACUUGAAAUUGCCAUCUUUUCUA